AUGGAGUACUUUAUGGAGACAGAAGAAAUCAUUCCCAGCAGCCAAUUUGGUUUUAGGAAAGGUAAAUCAUGCCAAGACAACAUAGCUAUGCUAACAACUGAAGCCUACAACGCAUUCGCUAAAAAGAAAAUGAUAGGCCUAUUACUCAUAGACUUUGAAGGAGCAUAUGACAACAUGAAUUCUCAGGUACUGGUCGACAUCAUAGGAAAGAUGAGAAUACCCCUAAAAAUAGUAAAACUAAUAGCCAACCUCGCAGGUGAAAGAACUGUAAACUUUUACCGAAACGGGAAAAUAAUAGACACCAGGAGAAUAAAAAAAGGAGCAGCACAAGGUAGAGUGACAAGCCCAAUUGCCUUCAACACAUAUGUAAGAGAUAUAGACAAACACAUAGGACAAAAAUGCAAGAUAGGCAUGUACGCGGAUGACGCGGGACUAUACACAGUCGGAGACGAUGAACAAGAUUGCAUAAACAACUUGGAAGACGGUCUUAGACACCUCCAACCCUGGCUAGAAAUAAUAAAUCUCAAAAUAUCAAUAACUAAAACAAAACUCAUGAUUUUAAGCAGGAAAAAAAGACUUCAAGGAGGAAUACAGGUCAGAAUAGACAAUGCAGUAAUUGGAAGAUCAGAUACUGCGAGAUUUCUAGGAGUAAUUCUAGAUACUAAACUUAAGUGGAAACCUUUCAUCCAAGAAGUGAGACGUAACAUCAACAGAAGUGUCGACGUAGUGAAAGCACUAGCAAGGAAAGCAUGGGGAGCGCACCCAUCUACUCUAUUACAAAUCUACAAAGGACUCACCAGAGCAAGAGCAGACUGGGCAUGCUUUUGUACCCAAACAGCAUGUCAAACACUCAGAAAACAAGUAGAAAGAGGCCAAAACGCAGCGCUUAGAGUUGUUUUAGGCUGCUACCCAGCAACACCAAUAGUCGUCUUGCGAGAUUUAGCUAACCAACCAACUGCCGAGACUAGAGGGAAAGUUCUGACCAGCAGAUACCUAGCCAGAACAUACUGCUCCAAAUCCCACCCUCUAAAUCAAAAAUUAAUAGAAGCUGAAAACCUCAGAGAAAGGAAAUUUAUGACAAAGACCGGCGUAUCCUUCCUCCAUAAAGUAUGGAACGAAGAAAAACAAAACAUAUCCAAACUCGAAAGAUACGACAAACUACCCUGCUUUGAGAUACCACUGAAACCACAACUCGAACACAUAGAACAGAACAUCGAAAUAGGUAAAAAAAAUAAAAAAGAAAGAGGUAAACCCAGAAGAAUUUGA
Messenger RNA from Microplitis demolitor, 1266 nucleotides. RefSeq lists its product as uncharacterized. NCBI's taxonomy places the organism in Eukaryota, Metazoa, Arthropoda, Insecta, Hymenoptera, Braconidae. Bases 1 to 1266 code for a protein of 421 amino acids. The record is from RefSeq and is a predicted model, not a curated record. The transcript has a single exon.